Molecule: messenger RNA, 1174 nt
Organism: Gadus morhua (Atlantic cod)
Lineage: Eukaryota; Metazoa; Chordata; Actinopteri; Gadiformes; Gadidae
Exons: 5
Coding region: 119-1174 (351 amino acids)
Source: RefSeq, a predicted model, not a curated record
GAUGAUACAUUACCUGUAAGCGACGCUUCCUCGGACACCUUCAGAAAGGAGCAGUGGCCCAAGGUGUUCAUCAUCCCUACUUUCUCACUUUCCACAGAAUCUCAACUUAAGGCUGGAAAUGCAGAGUAUCAGAGCAACCAGAUCCUAUCCUAGUGAUGCAGACUUGAGUGAAGUGGCACAGGCGCUCACACAGACACACCCCUGUCUGAAAGAACCAGGGUCCUUCAACCACAGUUACGGAUGGAAACAGAGGCUCAAGACGAAGAUGUAUAACUAUCGCACAUACCUAAAAUCACACAGUUCAUCAUCUGACGAGCUGACUGUGAAUUCUGUCAAAAGAAAAUCCCCCACCGACGCCCACCCAGCAAAGAACAUAAAAAAACCCAGGAGAGCCGAGUCUAACCAUUACCCAUCUCUACCUCAUGGCGAGACCCCUGAGUCCAUGGAACAAGAGAGAAUAGCCCUUUUGACUGAAGUAAAGAAAAGGAACAAUGGCAAAACAAUAAGAGCGAAGAUGGCUCAGACGUUCGCAUUUCGGAGGCAAGAAAUUGUCAACAAGAAAGCAUCUUUGGAGGAUAUUAUUGAGAGAUGGCCAGCACUCUUCGAAGUCCAAGAGAUAAAUGCAGAGUUCCACAGAGUAACCACAAUACCCCUUGAAGCAAGGUUCAUGGAGAAACUUGACGAGAAGUGCAUCGAACUGAUUCAGGUUGUCAGAAAGAAGGGUGGAGCAACUCGGGAGAAGACAAAGCUCCUGCCAGUUGUAGAAAAGGAUACUGAUAUCGGUACAAGGAGGGAGAUCGCUCUCAAAUGUCUCAUCAUCAACAUGAUAGAAUCAAUGGAUGAUCUGGUCCAAGAAUUCCUGGUGUCGGAGAAGGAAGAGGCUGAACACAUUCUUCAGGGGGCAACCAUGGCAAUCUACAUCAUCAGAGAUGCACAGGCUGCACCCAAAGACAUUGGCAUUAUACUUGAGGGACAAGAGGUUGUGAAGGAGUUGCCGUCUGUCGCAAAUGCUGUCGCCAUUCUCAUGGGACUCCUUUAUGUUCUCAAUAUGGAAUAUCCAAAGACAUUGAAACAGACAUUUGAAUAUAUCCAGAAAGUCCUCAUGGAGCUGGACCCGAAAGGCAUGACCACCAAGGUCAAGAAGCUCUAUGACCAGCUAUACAGUACAGCUUAG